AUGCAUGCCCUACUCUACGCCGCCGGUCUACAAAAUCUUGUCCUCUUGCCCGGAUCCCCCAGUUACAUAGACCGCCAGUCCUCAUACUGGGCAGCCAACACCCCCUUGCACCCGAAAUGCAUCGUCCAGCCACGCACGACAGAGCAAGUCUCCCUGAUUAUCAAAACACUCGCCAAAGUCAAAGGGCCUCUUGCCAUUCGCAGCGGCGGUCAUACGCAGUGGGCAGGUUCCAAUGAUGUCCAUGAUGGUGUCACAAUCGACUUGGGCGAAAUGGCGGAAGUAAAAUACGACAAGUCAUCGAAGCUAGCUUCAAUCCAGCCUGGGUCACGAUGGGGCAAUGUAUUUCAAGAGCUUUUGAAGCAGCAAGUUUGCGUGGCUGGUGGACGUGAUGGCAACGUUGGUGUGGGCGGGUUCCUGACUGGCGGAGGGAACUCAUUCUUCUCCGGUCUCUACGGUUUCGGCUGCGACAACGUUGCCAACUUUGAAGUCGUCCUCGCCAGUGGGGACAUCAUCAACGCGAAUAGCAGCUCCCACAGAGACCUCUGGAUUGCUUUGAAAGGCGGCUCGGGAAAUUUCGGCAUCGUCACGCGGUUUGACAUGUACACGUUUCCUGCACACGAUCUCUGGGGAGGUGUCCGCGCUUCAAUGAGAAGCGAAGGAGACGCUCUUGCGCAAACCAUGGUCGACUUCACGAAUGGAAAUGACAAGGAUCCACAAGCUGCGUUUAUGUUGAGUUUCGACUACAAUCCUGCUGCGGCACCGGCGGUUUUCGUUACCCAGUUGAUCGUAAAUACCAAUGGAUCUGCAAAUGGAUCGACAUUCGAGCAGAUUGAAAAGAUUCCAGCAGUGGCAGACGACAUCAAGGAGAGGAGCAUGGCUAGCAUGGCUACUAGCUACAGCCUUCCGAGCGGCCGACAGCAAAACUGGUUCUCACUCACCUUCAAAAACGACGUCAAGAUCAUCAAGCGCGUCAGUGCGAUGCACGACGAGCUCGCAGCACAACUCUCGACAUUGAUAACCCCCCAAAACUUCUCGACGUCGUGCCUCUUCCAGCCCAUGCCAAAGCUCAUCGCCCAGCACUCAACACAGCGUGGAGGCAACGUCAUGGGACUUGAUCAGGUCAAGGAGAACGCGCUUCUAUGGUCGAUCGUCGGCUCCACGCAGACACCCGCAGAACAUGCGAUUAUGCGGGAGAAGCUGCUGGCUUUCGUCGCAGCUGUAGAGGCUUACGCUAUGUCCGAGGAUCUCAAUGUCGAUUGGCGCUACUUGAACUACGUCGAUUCGACGCAGGAUCCACUCAAGAGUUAUGGGCAGAAGAACGUUGACUUCAUGCGUGACGUCGCGGCGAAGUACGAUCCAAGUGGCAUGUUUCAGAAGAAGAUUGUGUCGGGUUGGAAGAUAUCGAAACUGGAUGCGCAACCUUGAUAGAUAGAUAUGUAUUAAAAGCCAAUGCCGAAUUUAUUUGC
Molecule: messenger RNA, 1466 nt
Organism: Parastagonospora nodorum SN15
Lineage: Eukaryota; Fungi; Ascomycota; Dothideomycetes; Pleosporales; Phaeosphaeriaceae
Exons: 2
Coding region: 1-1425 (474 amino acids)
Molecular function (GO): FAD binding
Source: RefSeq, a predicted model, not a curated record